GCAUUACCAGCCACGGCCCUGUUACGCCUGCCGAUGCCAUUCUCUAUACAACUGUCAUGGCAAAGAUGAUUGAGCUGUCCUUUGUCACGGCAUUUGUCACAUUUCUCGGCCAAGUACUCAGCCGGAGAGCGUUCAUGAAAGACCAUGGGCGUGGUGUAACACUGUCAGAACUGAGUAUGUGGAGAUGGGUAGUGCAGCCAGGCACCCUGAUAACAUCUUGGGAGUCUGCCAAGUACGCUGGAUUCUCUUUUCUGGGAAUCCUGAGUCUGCUGAGCGCCAUCUUGGCGACAUUGUACUCUUCUGCUGCUGCUGCAUUGGUUCAGCCCAUGCUGCGAGACGGCAACUGGGACAAUGGCUUGGUACUUGCUGGGCGUGUCAAGAGCGAUUUUGCAAACAUCAACUACCUGAAGAAGAUGUGCCUGACGCCUAUCCGCACUGACCAAGCUCACCAAGGCGAAACAUGCGUGCAGAUGGAACACGCAGGCCAAGGAUACCACAACUUUCAGCGUUACCUGGCUGAUUGGGAUUUAUCCGCUCGCAAUGGAAACGGCACCUCGGAUUUGCAUCUUCGACCUCAGGGCUUCGGGCUCUUGUACGAAAAUACUACCGUCACAGGGCAAUGGAUCAACAUGGUCAAUACGAGUGUGGUAUCGAAAAAGUAUGGUAGGGUAAUCAAUAACAUUACCAUGGCGAUGCCGCACUCGGGCGUAUUCGCGGCGGCCCGUGAUGAAAGGAACGGGAUUCUGCAGCCGGCGGAGCUCAAUUCCGAGGGCACUUAUUCGCUACGGGCAGCGGUACCUUCGCCCGUCAUCAAUGUGUUGUGCGCCAAUAUGAAUGCGACGGAACUAGCGCCCAUCGUUUACGACACAUGGAAUACCACCGACGUAGUCAACAUCACCACAUGGGUCACUGUUCCGGGUAUCCGAGACAACGCAACCACAACAAGCAAGACGGUCGUCGACGAAAUCUUUGGUUGGAAUACUAGUGAGACGACGUCGACAAUCAACUGGCCACCCGUGUUUGGCAGAUACCCUGCUCCAUUCAACACUGUAUUGAACCACACGAGCAAUCAAUGGGGUCGACCGGCCAUUUACCUGCUGGGGCAAGGUGGCCCCGACGACAUGGGCCCCGACGGCACAGGCAUCUACUCGCUAUGCAAGCUGCAAGUCUCUAUUGCAACCGGGUGCAGUACGCGUCAUAAUGUCACGGGGUCUGGCGGAACCAUGGAGGCGCUUUGCGGGGAGCCAAACGACAAGAUGGCUUUUGUCGAGACGGAAAAAGAAGCGAGCAAGAACACGCAGGGCGUGGCCAACUGGCGCGACAUAGGGACUGACUGGGCAAACAGUCUUUCGUUGGGGACGGGCCUCAUGGACGCCAAUGCAAGCACUUCGAGGCUACUGACACAGCUCAUUCUGAAGCCCAAGGGUCAGGUUGGAGACAAUAUUGACGUGGAUCUGAGCCCUGCGUUGCCUAGCCUGGCAGAAGCCUUGGCGGUUCUGUCUAGCUGUACGUUGCUUUUGAGCAUGGUGGAUACGCCGUUUGUCACUUUUUGGAACUACACGUAUCCCGCGCUUGACGAGUACCAAACACAGUACUUCAACGCCUCGCUCAAAGCCCAACAGUAUGCAUCCGGAGGCAUGCCCGGCGCCAACAAAGCGUGGAUCAUCAUUCUCGCGCUCGUCUUCAUCAUGAACAUAUUUGUUCUCGUCUACUUCAUCCUGCACCGCGGCCUGGUAACGGAUUUUUCGGAACCACCGAAUUUGUUUGCCCUGGCAGUGAAUUCGCCGCCCUCGCAUGUGCUAGCUGGGAGUUGCGGCGGCGGACCUCAGGGCGAGCAAUACGGGGUGAAUUGGUUUGUUAAUCACGCAGGCAGCCACUUGUACAUGGAACCGGGUGAGAAGCAGCAUGUCGUCAGUGGACAUGGACAUGGACAUGUGCACGGUGAUGGGCAAGGCCAGGGCCAUGUCGACGAUGCUUCGCCCCGCGUAAUCAACGGGGUUCGUGGGUUUGCCGCGUCAGUGGUAGAGGCGGUGAAGCGGGCGUUGGGAAUCAGAGAGCAACAGGCGCCGAGCAAGCUGAGGGGGGUGAAUGCAACGGAGAGUCUCAGGGCGCCUGGCAAAGUAAGCCCGGGCAGCACGGGGUCGGAUUACGAAAUGGAAGACGGGCUGACGAGGACGUCGAGGCAGUACCAGAAGCUGUCCAAGCGGCGGAGUGUGCUUUGAGGCAGUGAAGCAGCCAAGCAGCCCAGCCCAGCACAGCCUGCUGAGGGGCUCGGGAGGGGCGCGGCACGCACUGUAAUGUUU
Molecule: messenger RNA, 2303 nt
Organism: Exserohilum turcica Et28A
Lineage: Eukaryota; Fungi; Ascomycota; Dothideomycetes; Pleosporales; Pleosporaceae
Exons: 2
Coding region: 57-2222 (721 amino acids)
Source: RefSeq, a predicted model, not a curated record